Hevea brasiliensis (rubber tree) is the source of this 2096-nucleotide messenger RNA. Its product is annotated as F-box/FBD/LRR-repeat protein At1g13570. The transcript is spliced from 5 exons. The record is from RefSeq and is a predicted model, not a curated record. Lineage: Eukaryota; Viridiplantae; Streptophyta; Magnoliopsida; Malpighiales; Euphorbiaceae. The coding region runs from base 344 to 1657 and encodes 437 amino acids. Gene Ontology annotation, molecular function: protein binding.
ACAUGAUUAGGUUUUCUUGUAGCCUCCCACCGACAUAAAUAUUUGUGUUCUUUGUGUGUUUGUGCAGGACCAAAUACUUGUGUGUGAGUGCGCUGUUUGCUUGUGCGUGUGUGUGGAGUACCAAAUACUUGUGUGUGAGUGAGCUGCUUGAUAGUUUAUUGGACUUAUACAGUUCCUUGUGUGCGAAUGAAUUUGCGUGAUGAGGGUAUUGGUUUCUGUCUUCAUAAUCAGCAGUUACAGGAGGAAUAGCAACCGAUUCAAGUCCAGUGACCUUACUAGGGGCAUUUAAAGCCGCAAAUUUUCAGAACAUAAUCCAGGCUUGGAUUUUAGCACAUAAACUAUUAUGGAGAGAAUUGGUCUUAGUUCUGGUUUAGAUAGAAUCAGUGAUCUUCCAAGCAAUGUAAUAGACCACAUCCUCGCAUGUUUGCCAUUAAAAGAUGCUGUGAGGACCAGUACCUUGUCAAAGAAUUGGAGGGAAAAAUGGCAUGCGGUGCCGCAUAUUAUAGUUGAUGAGAACUUUUUUCAUGAAAGGUCACAACGGAAGCUUGAGGGUAUAAUCAAUUAUAUCCUUACUAGACAUGAAGGGAAAAUUGAGAAAUUUUCUGUGUCUGUUGAAAAAGUGAAAGACUGUUACAACUUGAAGUUGUGGAUUUGGAGGCUAUAUCAGAAGUCAAUUCAGGAACUGUCUCUUAUUAUCCGGAGAGGUCGGCGCAACGAAGUACCAUCUGGUUUGUUUUCUUGUCAGCAGUUGAGGAGGUUAAACCUCCGUCAUUUUGAGAUUAAAUGGGUACAUUCAUUCAAAGGAUUUCAUAAUCUUAUUAGCCUUCAGUUGAACAAAGUUAACAUUGCAACUGCUGAUUUUGAAAGGCUUAUUUCUGGCUGCCCACUGCUUGAACGAUUGAUUGUAAGAAAUUUGAGCUGUAUUGAUCAUCUUCACAUCAAUGUCCUCAAUCUCAAGUAUUUUUGCUUUGAUGGAGAAUUCAAAUCUAUUUGUUUCGACACUCCACUUCUUGAGGUUUUGUCUAUCAAUUUAUAUCGGAUUGGUUCUGAGAAUAACCAGUUUGAUCUAAGAUUCAAAUUCCGUGGUCUGCCACCUGCAAUUAAGGAGCUUUUUGUGCGAUGUCAAUUUCAGAAGUUCUUGGCUGCAGGUGAUACAUUUACAGAAGUUGCAACUACUUAUAGCCAUCUGAGGACCCUUGGAAUAAAUGCAUUUUGUUUUGAGAAGGUGGACGAAGUCUCAAGUCUCCUCUCUUUGAUUGGAAGUGCCUUCAACUUGCAAAUUCUUGAUAUAAAAGCAUGUGGCUGCAAAAAUGAAGCUGUCUCUGAACCUAUUCUACAAUUUUGGGAAGAGCAAUAUCAUUCUCCUUUUUCCCUGAAUCAAUUGCAGAAAGUGACAGUGAGAUCUUUCCAUGGUAAAGAAUUUGAGAAGAAGUUUGUCGAAUUUGUGCUGGAAAAUUCACCUAUGCUUGAGGAGAUUACUGUUGAAUGCAUGAAGGAUCCUGACUUCAACCAGGAUGAAAUAAAGGAACAUUUGGCAGUGAUUUGCCCGGCUCCAACAAAAUUCAAUUUCGUUGGAGGAAACUCUGAUUCCAGCAGUGAUUAUUCCUCGGAUUCCGAUGACAACUCGAAUAGUUCAUACUCUUCUGAUAGCGAUUAGUUUCCUGGUAUCCUUGUUCUGAUUUUCAAAGGGGAGAAGCCAACGCUGAAAAAGAAUGACGUCUGAUCUCAAGUUUUUGCGCAUAAACGUUUAGGGAGAUUAACUUUGGUUUUGAACUUAGAAUUGCAUUACAUGGGAGAGUGAAUCGAGUUAGAGAGGGAGAGAGUUGCAUUACUUGUUGCUGUUUAAAGUUUAUAUGAAUAAGUUGACGAAUGCAUUUGCUUGCACAUAUUAUGCACUUGUCUUUCUCUAUUCUUUCAUUUCUGCCCCGAUCGUCUUCAACCUACUGCUGGAAAACAAACGUCCCUCAGUCUGCCCCUUCUUAAGCUCCGCACUGGGGCCUGAAUAAAGAAGAACAUCUCUUUAGAGGUUCCUUGCAGUUAUCCUCUUUUGUGGCAAAAUGCAUAUCCAUGUAAUGAAAGACUAGUAUUAUUUUUUA